Messenger RNA from Gastrolobium bilobum, 2760 nucleotides. Its product is annotated as cation/H(+) antiporter 18-like. The transcript has 4 exons. The record is from RefSeq and is a predicted model, not a curated record. Gene Ontology annotation, cellular component: membrane; endomembrane system. Bases 114 to 2519 code for a protein of 801 amino acids. Lineage: Eukaryota; Viridiplantae; Streptophyta; Magnoliopsida; Fabales; Fabaceae. Gene Ontology annotation, molecular function: antiporter activity. Gene Ontology annotation, biological process: proton transmembrane transport; regulation of pH.
UCUCUCUGAAUGAUCAUUAGGACUUGCAUAACUGAAUCUGAUUCCUCUUUUUCUUUCAAUGACCAUAAACGUCAAACAGAAAUUUGGGUGUAUCGGAUUUCGUAGUGGUAAAAAUGACUUUGAAUGCUACAUCUGGAAAUGCUUGCCCGUCACCAAUGAAACCCACAUCAAAUGGUGUAUUUCAGGGAGAUAAUCCUCUUGAUUAUGCACUUCCCCUGGCUAUUUUACAGAUAUGCCUUGUUCUUGUAGUCACAAGGGGACUCGCAUACCUUCUAAGACCUUUAAGGCAACCACGAGUUAUUGCAGAGAUUGUUGGAGGAAUAUUACUUGGGCCAUCAGCACUUGGACGGAAUAAAAGCUAUCUGCAUGCAGUUUUCCCACCAAAGAGUCUUACAGUAUUAGAUACUCUUGCAAACAUUGGCCUUAUAUUCUUUCUCUUCCUAGCAGGCCUAGAGUUAGAUCCUAAAUCUGUGCGUCAGACUGGAAAACAAGCCUUUGGCAUUGCUAUGGCUGGAAUAAGCUUGCCUUUUGCAAUAGGAAUUGGUUCAUCAUUCGUUCUGCAUGAAACAAUUAACAGAGGCGGAGAUAGUACCACAUUUCUUGUAUUUAUGGGUGUUGCUCUGUCGAUAACUGCAUUUCCUGUAUUAGCUCGUAUUUUGGCAGAGUUGAAACUUCUAACCACUAAUGUUGGCAGAAUGGCUAUGUCAGCUGCAGCAGUUAAUGAUAUAGCUGCCUGGAUUCUGCUUGCCCUGGCUGUUGCCUUAUCAGGCAAGAGCCAAUCUCCACUUGUGUCCUUGUGGGUCUUCUUAUCUGGGUGUGGUUUUGUAAUUUGUUCAAUCCUCAUUGUCCCCCCAAUUUUCAAAUGGAUGGCCCAACGAUGCCAUGAAGGGGAGCCGGUUGAGGAGAUAUACAUAUGUGCUACGUUAGCUGUAGUUCUAGCUGCUGGGUUUGCCACAGAUGCUAUUGGAAUCCAUGCUAUGUUUGGCGCUUUUGUUAUUGGAGUUUUGGUCCCAAAAGAUGGUCCAUUUGCCAGUGCUCUUGUGGACAAAGUAGAGGAUCUUGUGUCUGGUCUGUUGCUCCCACUCUAUUUUGUGUCAAGUGGAUUAAAGACCGAUGUAGCCACCAUUCGGGGGCUGCAAUCAUGGGGUCUUCUGGCUUUUGUUAUAUUUACGGCUUCUUUUGGGAAGAUUGUUGGGACUGUUGUAGUGUCUCUUUUCUGUAAAGUACCUUUUAAUGAGGCUUUAAUGUUGGGAUUCUUAAUGAAUAGUAAAGGCUUGGUUGAAUUAAUUGUCCUCAACAUCGGUAAAGAUAGAAAGGUUUUGAAUGAUCAGACCUUUGCCAUUAUGGUUCUUAUGGCUCUCUUUACUACCUUCAUUACCACUCCUCUUGUCAUUGCUGUGUAUAAGCCCGCAAGGAAGACGGCUGAUUACAAAUACAGAACAAUUGAAAGGAAAACUGCAAAUAGCCAACUGAGGAUUCUUGCCUGCUUCCAUGGUGCGAGAAAUAUUCCAUCAAUGAUAAAUUUGAUUGAGGCUUCAAGAGGAAUCCAGAAGCGUGAUGCACUUUGUGUGUAUGCAAUGCACCUUAAAGAACUUUCCGAGAGAUCAUCAUCUAUACUAAUGGUUCAUAAGGCAAGGAAAAAUGGGUUGCCAUUCUGGAAUAAAGGUCAACGUGCAGAUUCUAACCAUGUUAUUGUGGCAUUUGAGGCUUACAGGCAACUAAGCCAAGUUUCUGUCCGGCCAAUGAUAGCAAUUUCAUCCAUGGCUAGCAUACAUGAAGACAUUUGUGCAACUGCUGAGAGAAAGAGAGCUGCUGUCAUUAUUCUUCCAUUUCAUAAGCAUCAAAGGUUGGAUGGUUCACUAGAUAUUACAAGAAAUGAUUUUCGAUCGGUUAACAAAAGGGUACUUGAGUAUGCUCCAUGCUCAGUUGGAAUUCUUGUUGAUCGUGGGCUUGGUGGUACAUCUCAGGUAUCUGCAAGUAAUGUUUCUUAUUGCAUUACAGUCCUUUUCUUUGGUGGUGGUGAUGACCGUGAGGCCCUUGCUUAUGGAGGUCGAAUGGCUGAACAUCCAGGCAUAAGAUUAGUGGUUCUUCGCUUUGUGCUGGAACAUAGGAUUGUAGGAGAGAUAGUUAGAGUUGAUGUGGGAGAGUCCUCCAGCACCAAAAUAAUCUCAGAAGAUGAGGAGUUCCUUGCUGAAUAUAAGCUGAAAAUAGCCAAUGAUGACUCCAUCGUCUAUGAAGAGAAAAUAGUAAAAAGUGCUGCAGAAACAGUUGCUACUAUCCGUGAGUUUAAUUGCUGCAAUCUGUUUCUCGUGGGUCGAAGACCAGCAGGUGAAGUGGCCUAUGCUCUGAAAAGAAGUGAAUGCCCCGAACUAGGACCCGUCGGUGGUUUCUUGGCAUCACAAGAUUGCCCCGCAACAGCAUCGGUUUUGGUGAUGCAACAGUAUCACAAUGGGGUGCCAAUAGAAUUUAUCUCAGAAGUGGAAGAACAGUUAUCUGAUAGAGACCCAGAAUCUGCUUAACGGAUAUGUUGUAAUUUUGGUGUAGAACGCACUCACGGGGAUGGGACUACAGGCCAUCAUUGGAUUCAUAUGACUUCAAAAUUAGGGGCUGAUUGGUGCCCAUGAUAGUAUAGGAAUCAAAUCUCGUAACUCUUUGUAUCUCUUUCUUUUAUUUUUUUUUUAGUUUCCCAAAGUAUCCUCCCACUCACAGUCGAAGACUAAUCUUUUCGAGGCAGGAGAUCUCAUUAAGUGGGCAAAUCUC